Molecule: messenger RNA, 330 nt
Organism: Quercus robur (English oak)
Lineage: Eukaryota; Viridiplantae; Streptophyta; Magnoliopsida; Fagales; Fagaceae
Product: protein SCARECROW 1-like
Exons: 1
Coding region: 1-330 (109 amino acids)
Source: RefSeq, a predicted model, not a curated record
AUGGGUAUCCAAAGGAUAUCCCAAAGAAGUUUACUGGACUUAAUAGAGUCUCAGCCCAGAAAAGAUGUACCGGGGAAAUCCACUCAGCCCAAACUUCCCCCUCCUCCUCCCAAAUCUCCUCUUCCUCCUCCUCAGUCGUCUUUGCCAUCCAGACCUGAACCUGCUGACCCGAAAAGAAAGAGAGAGAAGAAAGGCAAGGAGGUAGUGGAAGCAGGGAGAUCUCGCCCUGUGCAUGAAGACGAGACCCAACGAGCUGCAAAGCAACAAAAGACUGGCCAAACAUGGCAGAGAGGCAUGGAAAGGGGAGAUAAUCAGCCACCUGAGCUUUAA